CGAGCAUAUCAGUAACGGGCGACGACGUUCGUUGCUUGCACUCGAGCGCGCGAGUUCGAGAAGCGAGACUCCCUCGGCACCGCGAGCCACUUGGAUCCGCGACCGAAGCCCAGAUCGAGGCCGCAGAAGGAGCCGCGACUGCGAUCGACCGGGUGCAGCACCAGUGCAAAGGGACAGCCGAGCCGAUAGCGAGACGCGGUCCGCGCGCGAAAAGUGCCGAGCGCAGGAUGAAGCCCCCGACGUCGUACGAUGGCGAGCAGGUGACGCAGGUGACGCAGGAGCAGGGCGAGCGCAACGUCGCCAUGGCCGUGUGCGUGCAGCUCGCCGGCCGAGCCAUCAUCCGCGUGGUGUCCAGGUGCGAGGAGGCCCAGGACAACUGCCAGCUCGAUCUGUCAGAGUGCCAGCUGAUGCAGGUGCCGGAUGCCGUCUACCACCUCAUGCGACACACCGAGCUCAAGAGUUGCGACCUGUCGGGCAACGUCAUCACCAAGAUCCCGCCCAAGUUCGCCGUCAAGUUCUCGCUCAUCAGCGAGUUGAACCUCAGCCACAACCAAAUGGGCAAGCUGCCCGAGGAGCUGUCCGAGCUGCAGGAGCUCGAGAGGCUGGACAUCUCGCACAACACCUUCAUCGCCUUGCCAAGCGUCUGCUGCCGGAUGCCGCGGCUCAAGCGCCUGCUGGCCAGCAACAACUCCAUCAUCGAAGUGGACGUGGAGCUACUGAGGCACGCGCCGGUGCUGGAGCUGCUGGACCUGAAGGACAACCCCCUGCCGCCGAGGACGCACGAGAGCCUGCUGCGCCUGCAGAUCAUCCGGUUGACGGUCGAGGUCUCGCCGCGGCAGCGCGAAGAGUGGGAGGACCUGAGUGACUGAGGAGGCCUCGCCGAGACCGGCAUAGCGCGCUCGUCUUCCCCGCUCGUCUCUCCUUGAUCGUGCUCGCCUUCUGUGCAGUCGCGCUCGCAACGCGUGCGUCCAUUGAUUAAUCUCCGUUCGCGCCGAGCACGUGCGAUCACUGUACAGCGUCGCGACUGAUACGCUCUUGCGAUCACGAUGAUCUUUCGUUGCCGAGUACCGCAGGAUUUUCGCAUUCGGCUCUAUUCAAAUUGACAAUAGCAUUUACUCGGUGGUGCAUGCUUUAUACUCAACGAUAAUCGCUAAUUCCGUCGGCUCUCGUCCGCUUUGCAUCCCAUUAUUCGAAUGCUCCCGUUUCCAGUCGAUUAGUUGUGCGCCUUCAAACUCGUUCGGCCUGUUUCGCAUAAAUGGCAUUUUCUUCAAAGCGAUCGUCCCCCCCAAGAUGUUCAUCGUCUACGGCAAUUAUUUAGGAAAAGAAAGCCAGAUGGAAUAUUUUAAUGGAAAGCGUUUGCGAAAAUACUCCAGACUCGUUACAUCUCCAGCUGAAAGAGAAAUUCGUUCGACGCGAGUGCGAUAAUGCAUCGUCGAGUAAAAUUCUACUACGUCCAAACUACUUCUAUUAUAUAUAUAUAUAUACAUAUAUCACUCGUUCUUUGAUUUCCCUUGUAAUUAUUCAGACAUUGCGUUGUUCGCCGCGUAUUUCAGCGAAUACGGCUGCUCGAUAAGAAAUCGAUGAGCUUGAACAAAUUACGAGUCGGUUACGAGUGUGAUGAGUGCACAGUUUACGUUAUUUUCAAUGCGAAGUGAGUGACGAGAUUACUUAUCGUUUGUGUUUGUAAAAUAUGCUACUCGCCUGUAUAAAAACUUGUACAAAUUAAUUUCACGCUGUAAAUAUUCGAUUUAGAUUAUAUUUUCGAAAGUUUUUUUUCAAAAUCCGUAUUUCUUCAUUGCACGCUUUCUUUUAAGCAGAUGCGAUUGAGUUCGUAGAAAUACGUUAGAAUCGGAUUGCUUCGUUAUCGCACCCUCAAUUUUUUAAUAUUUACACCACAAGGUACCUUUGUACUUAACUAUAGGGACUGCGGCUCAUAAUCAACCACGACGAAAGAAUAAAAAACCAAGCAAAAUUAAUGUUAACUUUAACUGUGAUUAAUCUUCUUUAUAUUUGCACGUUUAAAAUGUUCAUUCGCCCGAUUUUCGGGCGCAAUACUUUGCAUACAUUUUUCUUACUUGAAAUUAGGACAAACUAAAUUUACUGUUUCAAUAUUUUACGCUUCUUCAGUAUUGUAAUGAAGACGCGAGUAAAGAAAGUAACUAUUUUUCAAUCGAUUUCUUUAACUAAAAUUUCUCGAUUCAUUUUCGCCUAUCAUUGUCUAACUUGUUGAAAAAUAUUUUUUUAAAUUAACAUCGUGGUUUACCCCAUGAAACAAAUGAGUUUUAUCUAACAUAGUAAAUGCAAAAUACAAAUGGUAGAUAUAUAGAUGUAAGUUAAUAUUUGUCUUUUUUAUUACGCGAGACUUGUUGUUUCGCAAAAUAGCAAUGUUUCGUGAAAUAAUACGACUGCCAAUAAAUUGUAUUGCGACCCUUUGUACAGACAAUCAACCAUCGGUGCCUUUGCAGCCGACCGGCUGUUCAAGUUGAAAACGUAAAUAUAUAAUCAUGAAGAGAUAUUGACGUCAUGAAGAUCUCGUCGAGGCAAAAAGUCAGUGUGUAGCGCUAUUUCGAGAAUUCAACAUUGAGAAUUCGAAGAAACAUUUUCGAUAACGAAUUGUUUAACAUGAUUGCAGCGAGUCCUACUAAUCUAUUAACUAUUUUUCAAUUAGCGUUUCUUCGACUUUUCUAAAUAGAAAAUGUUCGUCUGAUCUAUCUAUGAUGUCGUCGAUAUGCGCGGCGUCUUUCAAAAGUAAUCCGUGCAAAAUUGAUUGAUCUUAUAAUUUGAGUUCGUCAUGUUAUGUAUCACACUGUAUUCUCGAUCUAGUCAAUUGUCCUCUGGACGUAAUACAAUACUUUGUGGAAACUAAA
Phymastichus coffea is the source of this 2867-nucleotide messenger RNA. It is a transcript of the gene Sclp, whose product is annotated as leucine-rich repeat-containing protein 40. Bases 228 to 869 code for a protein of 213 amino acids. NCBI's taxonomy places the organism in Eukaryota, Metazoa, Arthropoda, Insecta, Hymenoptera, Eulophidae. Gene Ontology annotation, molecular function: protein binding. The record is from RefSeq and is a predicted model, not a curated record. The transcript is spliced from 4 exons.